GCGGGCACCGAGUCAACUGGCGGAACAGCGGGCACCGAGUCGUCUGGCGGAACAGCGGGCACCGAGUCGUCUGGCAAGACUGCGGGCACCGAGUCGUCUGGCAAGACUGCGGGCACCGAGUCGUGGCGGCAAGACUGCGGGCACCGAGUCGUCUGGCAAGACUGCGGGCACCGAGUCAACUGGCGGAAGACAGCGGGCACCGAGUCGUCUGGCAAGACUGCGGGCACCGAGUCGUCUGGCAAGACUGCGGGCACCGCGUCGUCUGGCAUUGGAUCGUCUGGCUCGACAGCGGGCAUCGGUCACCAGGCAUCAGGUCAUUUGGCUCGCCAGCGGGCACCGCGUCAUCUGGCAAGGCAGUGGGCACCGAGUCACCAGGUACGACAGCGGGCUCUGAGUCAAUUGGCACGACAGUGGGCACCGGAUCAGGUACGGAUCAUCUGGAUCAACAGCGGGCAUCGAGUCAACUGG
Messenger RNA from Staurois parvus, 468 nucleotides. The record is from the annotation of a GenBank genome assembly. Lineage: Eukaryota; Metazoa; Chordata; Amphibia; Anura; Ranidae.